GGGCAGACCAAGGACACAACAAAACUUUCCCAUCGGCGCACCAAGCAGUUCUAACCCAUCCCGUGAGAUGCGUUCUACCGGCACCAUGUCAGGAUCUGCAGUGCCUCAUAUCAGCCCGCAUCCCUUCAGGGUCGUGCACUCAAAACACCUACUUGAGCGUGCGGCAAAUAUCUACGACAACCUUUAAUCCCGUGAAUUGACAAUGAGGACCGGCGCGCCAAUCUUCAGGUUGAUGAUGAAUGGGGAUUUUGCUCCAGAUGUCAUCACAUCGGCGCCGCGGCUUGUCAACAGAUGUGGCCCUUUUGCUAGGUUUCAUAACCCCCCGAACCUGGAGGAGCUCCUCCAGACUCGGGCACUGAAUAAAAUCGAGAUGGUCAUAUUCAUUUACGAUUUUCGGUAUGCGCAACUUCACGCCGAUAACGCAGAUAAAGGAAUCGCGAAUUUUGACGCUAUUGUCCAAGAACGAUGGAUGAACAGCCCGGCACGCCGCUCCCUGUACUUCACGCUCAGCCACUAUGCAAUCGGUCCGGUUACUACAAUCCUCGGCUUUGGACUGGGAAGUUUCAUGCAACGGUACCCCCACAGACACGGUCGAACAGUGGCUGGAGCAACCAACAAUACAAAUACAGAGAAGGUUCAACACGGGCUCCUACUCGAUGUACGAGACACUCUGCAAGCGAAAAGUUCCGGCCAAAUCUCCAUUCUGGCACAGGAUCCGGAGUCUCGGGAGUUGGAUCAGGCGGUGCUCAGACACAAGGGCAUCGACUCGACAGUCCACCCGCUCGAGGGCUUCAUCAAGGCCGACAACCAAAGCUUUGUUGUUUCCAUUGACCCCGAUGUCCCGGCAAAGAAAUUAUCCUUGAUAUCUGUCGGCCGGCCGCAGUUCUAUGGCUGGAUAGCUCUCGCCCACUCGAUCCGCAACCGCCCAAAGUGGACUGGAUUCUCGACCACGAAUAUCUGCCCUUCACCUUGGAGCAAGCAGACUGGACUGCUGUGUGGCCACACCCCGCUGAUGGCCGGCUGGUCCUCUAUAUCCGCAAAGAAGGACGGGUUCUAAGUUCUCAGUGAGCAGAACACUUAGAGGCGUGCAAGUCGCACGGGGCGGCAGAUACACGGAGGGCGGUGUGGCAUGCGAUCUUGGUGGAUUAAGGUUAGGGACUCGAGCAAGGAGGAA
This is a messenger RNA of Chaetomium strumarium, 1174 nucleotides long. RefSeq lists its product as uncharacterized. Lineage: Eukaryota; Fungi; Ascomycota; Sordariomycetes; Sordariales; Chaetomiaceae. The record is from RefSeq and is a predicted model, not a curated record. The transcript is spliced from 2 exons. The coding region runs from base 203 to 1057 and encodes 284 amino acids.